This is a messenger RNA of Pyrenophora tritici-repentis Pt-1C-BFP, 831 nucleotides long. RefSeq lists its product as uncharacterized. NCBI's taxonomy places the organism in Eukaryota, Fungi, Ascomycota, Dothideomycetes, Pleosporales, Pleosporaceae. Gene Ontology annotation, molecular function: protein binding. The record is from RefSeq and is a predicted model, not a curated record.
AUGCCUUGCCACGAAGCAGAAACCCAUAUCGCUAGUAAACUGAGAAGUCUUCCCAAGGAACAGCAGCGACAGUAUCUCUCCCUCCACAACAACUCUCCCGGCAAGUACCCAUUCAGCGGCAUCUUUCAGACCAACGCUCUACCAUGCGGUUCAGAAACGAAACUCUACGCCGUCUACGCCACCGUUUCCUUGAUCAACCACGACUGCAUGCCGAAUAGCAGCCCUAACUGGAACCGACAUUUAAACAUGCAGACUAUCCACGCUUUGUGUGACAUCAAGGCCGGCGAGGAGAUCACAGUCUGCUACACCAACGCCGUGACUACACAAGAGCGACAGGUAUAUCUCAAACAGCAUUUCGGCUUCGACUGCGCCUGCAGCAUCUGUUCACUGUCGCCAGUGGAGCGGACGCUGAGUGACAUACGUCGUACCGAGAUCGAGCGUAUGAACGAAGACAUCUUCAGCGACCAUCUCUCAUCGUUUAGCCCAGGCGUGGCAUUAAACAAGCUCUACAAGAUGGUCCAGCUGAUAGAAGAGGAAUACAAACGUGCCUCCAAAGCCCCCGUCUCAGAAGUUUACCAUAACGCGGCCCGGGUGGCUAUUUCCUAUGGAGACAAAGCCCGUACGACUGUUUUCGCUGAGAGAGCUCAUAAGCUGAGAGUCAUCUGUACAGGCAAGGAUGGGGAGAACGCUCAACGUAUGGAGCGCUUGAUGAGUUAUCCGGCGUCCCACGAGUAUUAUGGGUUGUCGAAGGAGUGGAGGUCUGGUAAGGAUGCUGUGCCUAAGGGUCUGAGCGAGGAAGACUUUGAGAAGUGGCUUUGGAGGUUGGAUUGA